Molecule: messenger RNA, 7087 nt
Organism: Pleuronectes platessa (European plaice)
Lineage: Eukaryota; Metazoa; Chordata; Actinopteri; Pleuronectiformes; Pleuronectidae
Gene: dgkh
Product: diacylglycerol kinase, eta
Exons: 30
Coding region: 92-3826 (1244 amino acids)
Biological process (GO): lipid phosphorylation; diacylglycerol metabolic process; intracellular signal transduction
Molecular function (GO): ATP-dependent diacylglycerol kinase activity; protein binding
Source: RefSeq, a predicted model, not a curated record
CACUCAGACGAAGCAGGCGGCGCAUUCCUCCACCUUCCCCCGAUUCCGGUGCUCGAGUCCUGCGCAGCGCACAGAGCGGAGGUCCGGCACCAUGGAGGAUGUGUACGGCUUCACCCGCAGCCCUGCCUGGGAGGAACUGGAGCCGGAGAAAGGACCGGUGUCCGCGGCGGGGAUCCAUGUCCAUGUGGUGGGCGCUGUCGCCGGCUCCGGGGCCGCGGACGAGUCCUCUGACAGCGAGGCGGAGCAGGAAGGCCCCCAGAAGCUGAUCCGGAAAGUGUCGACCUCCGGGCAGAUCCGGAGCAAGACCAGUAUAAAGGAGGGACUGCUGCUGAAACAGACCAGCUCGUUCCAGAGGUGGAAGAAACGCUACUUCAAGCUGAGGGGCCGAACUCUCUACUACGCCAAGGAUGCCAAGUCCCUUAUCUUUGACGAGGUGGACCUAUCGGACGCCAGCGUUGCAGAGUCCAGCACAAAGAAUGUCAACAACAGCUUCACAGUGAUCACUCCGUUCCGUCGGCUCAUCCUCUGCGCUGAGAACAGGAAAGAGAUGGAGGACUGGAUCAGUUCCCUGAAGUCCGUCCAGUCCAGAGAGCAUUACGAGACGGCACAGUUUAAUGUGGAACAUUUCUCAGGGAUGCACAACUGGUACGCCUGCUCCCACGCACGGCCCACCUUCUGCAACGUGUGCAAAGACAGCUUGUCUGGGGUCACGUCCCACGGCCUCUCCUGCGAAGUUUGCAAAUUCAAGGCCCACAAGCGCUGCGCGGUCAGAGCCACUAACAACUGCAAAUGGACGACUCUGGCCUCCAUCGGGAAAGACAUCAUCGAGGACGAGGACGGGAUUGCCAUGCCUCACCAGUGGCUGGAAGGGAACCUGCCCGUCAGUGCCAAGUGUGCCGUGUGUGAUAAGACGUGUGGCAGCGUGCUGCGGCUGCAGGACUGGCGCUGCCUCUGGUGCAAGGCGAUGGUGCACACAGCCUGUAUGGACCUGUACCCUCGCAAGUGUCCUCUGGGUCAGUGCAAAGUGUCCAUCAUCCCCCCCACAGCGCUCAACAGCAUCGACUCCGACGGCUUCUGGAAGGCCACCUGUCCUCCGUCCUGUGCCAGCCCCCUCCUGGUGUUCGUCAACUCAAAGAGCGGCGACAACCAGGGGGUGAAAUUCCUGCGGCGCUUCAAGCAGCUCCUCAACCCGGCUCAAGUGUUUGACCUGGUCAACGGGGGGCCGCACCUCGGUCUGCGACUGUUCCAAAAGUUUGACAACUUCCGGAUUCUGGUGUGCGGGGGGGACGGCAGUGUGGGCUGGGUCCUGUCAGAGAUCGACAAACUCAAUCUACACAAACAGUGCCAGCUGGGGGUGCUGCCGCUGGGCACUGGGAACGACCUGGCCCGGGUCCUGGGCUGGGGCCCGUCCUGCGACGACGACACCCAGCUGCCCCAGAUCCUGGAGAAGCUGGAGAGGGCCAGCACCAAGAUGCUGGACCGCUGGAGCAUCAUGACCUACGAGAUCAAGAUCCCGCCCAAGCACAGCUGCCCCACCACGCCCGAGGGAGCCGACGACUGCCAGUUUCAUAUUUCUGCUUAUGAAGACUCAGUAGCCGCCCACCUCACGAAGAUCCUCAACUCCGAGCAGCACUCUGUGGUCAUCUCCGCCGCCAAGAUCCUGUGUGAAACGGUGAAGGAUUUUGUUGCCAAAGUGGGAAAAGCUUAUGAGAAGAGCACAGAGAACACAGAUGAGUGCGACACCAUGUCCCUCAAAUGUGCCAUCCUGAACGAGAAGAUGGACUCGCUCCUCCACGCCCUCAACUCCGAGAGCCAGGCUCUGCCUCCGCUGCCCCACUCCACUCCUCCUAUAGUGGAGGAGGAGCAGGAGGAGGAGGAGGAAGAUGAGGAGGAGGAGGCCAGCGAGGAGAGCCUGACGGAGCUGAAGGAGAAGCUGGAGGAAGAGGAGACGGAGAAGGGAGGACGAGGCGGCAGCUCCCAACACCAGCUGUUCAAGAGCAGGGAGCAGCUGAUGCUCCGGGCCAACAGCCUGAAGAAAGCUGUGAGGCAGAUCAUAGAGCAGGCGGAGAGAGUGGUUGACGAGCAGAACGUCCACACGGAGGACACCGAGCUGCCGUCCUCCCUGGAGUUCAGGAAAGAGAGCGAGGACGAGAACAGGGACAGUGAGAAGGACGAAGACACCAAGGAGCUGGAGUCGCUGCCAUCUGCCAAGAGUCCCUGUUCCCCGAUGGAGAGGAGGGUGAGCCGCAGCACUCAGUCCUACAGCUCCUUCACCAUCACGCCAUUCACCACCAGCAAGGAGAACCUGCCGGUGCUCAACACACGCAUCAUCUGCCCGGGCUUGCGGGCCGGUCUGGCUGCCUCCAUCGCCGGCAGCUCCAUCAUCAGUAAGAUGCUGCUGGCGAACAUCGACCCGUUCGGCGCCACGCCCUUCAUCGACCCCGACCUGGAUUCGCUGGAGGGCUACAUGGAGAAGUGUGUGAUGAACAACUACUUCGGAAUCGGCCUGGAUGCGAAGAUCUCACUGGAGUUCAACAACAAGCGAGAGGAGCAUCCGGAGAAAUGCAGGAGUCGGACCAAGAACAUGAUGUGGUACGGAGUGCUGGGCACCAAGGAGCUUCUGCAGAGAACCUACAAGAACCUGGAGCAGAAGGUCCAGCUCGAGUGUGACGGACAGUACAUCCCCCUCCCGAGCCUUCAGGGCAUCGCCGUGUUGAACAUUCCCAGCUACGCAGGCGGGACCAACUUCUGGGGCGGCACCAAGGAGGAUGACAUCUUCUGUGCUCCAUCGUUCGAUGAUAAGAUCCUGGAGGUGGUGGCCGUGUUCGGCAGCAUGCAGAUGGCCGUUUCCCGAGUCAUCAAACUGCAACACCACCGCAUCGCACAGUGCCGGACCGUGAAGAUCACCAUCCUGGGCGAUGAAGGAGUUCCCAUCCAGGUGGACGGGGAGGCCUGGAUCCAGCCGCCCGGCGUCAUCAAGAUCCAACACAAGAACCGGGCUCAGAUGCUCACCAGAGACCGGGCGUUUGAGAACACGCUGAAGUCGUGGGAGGACAAGCUGAAGUACGACAAGCCUCCUCUUCGGCCUCACCUCUACCCUCAGCAGUCUGUGGACCUGGCCACGGAGGAGGAGGCCGCCAUGGUGCAGAUGUGCGCCCGAGCGGCAGAGGAGCUCAUCACCAGGAUAUGUGAGGCUGCAAAGACCAACGGGCUUCUAGAGCAGGAGCUGGCUCAUGCUGUGAAUGCUGCGUCACACGCCAUCAACAAGACACACCCCAAGUUCCCAGAGAGUCUGGCGAGGAUCACAGCCAUCGAGGUGGCCAGCACCGUCAAAGCUCUGUACAACGAGACCGAGUCCCUGCUGCUGGGCCGAGUCUCUCUGCAACUGGACCAACCGGAGGAGGACCUGCUGUCCAGUGCUCUGCAGAGCGCCGAGCUGGAAAUGGCCAAACUGGGAGAGAUCCCGUGGCUCUACAACAUCCUGCAGCCGAACGACGAGGAGGACCACUCUCUGGGUUACGGCAAGAGGAACAAUCGCAGCAGCAUGUUUCGCAUUGUCCCCAAGUUCAAGAAGGAGAAGGCCGCCAAGAAGACGAGUCCUCAGUCAGUGGAAAGAUGGGGCCCGGAGGAGGUGGGCGUCUGGCUGGAGCAGCUGAGCCUGGGCGAGUACAGAGACACCUUCAUCCGCCACGACAUCCGCGGCUCGGAGCUGCUGCACCUGGAGCGGCGGGACCUGAAGGAUCUGGGGAUAUCGAAAGUGGGUCAUAUGAAGAGAAUUCUCCAGGGAACUAAAGACCUGGCCAAGGUCUCCAUGGUGGACCUCUAACCCAGGAGCUGGAGCGACUGGUGGGGGGGGGGCAAGGAACCAACUCCCCCCUCGUGUCAAUGGAAGAGUUGUGAAGAAGAGGAGAGGAACUGAAGAAGAGGAGAGGAGCUGAAGAAGAGCAGAGGAGCUGAAGAAGAGGAGAGGAGCUGAAGAAGAGGAGAGGAGCUGAAGAAGAGGAGCUGCAGUGACUCUCUCUUUGUGACGUUGUGAACAACUCGCUCAUGUUUGUUUGUGCUCUGGUGCCAAUGGAGGAAGCUGAAGGAAGUCGCAACAGGAAGUCGUGGAUCCUCACAAGCAAACAAACAAACAAACAAACAAACAAACAAAAAAAGCCAUUUUUCUGAGUUAAUAACCAUUUCUAGCAAAACAACCAGGUAUGCAACUAACCAUUACUGUUCACAGGCAACCCGCCGUCUGGGUUCCCAUUACUAACCAGUAGCAAAACCAGGACUUCCAUCAGUGUGGGUUCGGUUUGAGUUCAGGUCCGAGUGUGUGACGCUGCUGGACCUCAGGUCACAUGUCGGCUGCAGACAGGGAGGGGGGCGGAGCCUGAAGGUUUCUGUCGCAUGCUACGCUCGCUCAACCUUAGAGACGUUUAACUGCAUGAUUAGUGUCUUGGGUUUUUAUUUCGUGUGCUAAAUAACACUUGAACAAGUUUUACAUGACUUAAGUAUUACGAUGCCAUUUGUUACUACUGAGAAGCAUCUUUCUGGUCUCACUCAAACCUUCUUUCUAGAGUUAAUUUAUUCUGUUUGCAUGACGAUGGCGUGUCGAUGAUUUGUGUCCGGUGCCAUAUCCUCGGUCAUUUCGUGUGAACUGUGCUUUACUGGUAGACGUCAUGAGAACUUUGGUUUUUUUAUUUGAGAAAAGCUGUUGUUGCGGUUUUGAGUAUAUGGAUUUAAUAUCUGUGAGUGGACAUCAGAACCGAAGUGAAUGUCUAUGAAACGUGAUCGUCUGAUGACUCCACUCUGUUAUUUAAUAGACCAGUAGAUCUUAGGUCUUAUUUCCAUUUGAAGUUUAUUAGUCAGAAAGUUAAACCACAUCGACUGUGGGGAAGUUUGUUUUUAGGAAAACUUAAAAGGCACUUUUUACUUCUUGCUUCAUGCAAGUGCAAAAUCCUCAUAUCGUAGAAUUAACUCUUCACCUCAACCUUUUUACUUUCGGCAGUGUAACGCAGUAUUUAACACUAAUGAGAAUAGGAGUUAGAUAUUGGUUUUGAGUAUAUGUACACAGUAAUACUACAGCUGACCUGCAGCAGCCUGCAUAGCAACUAGUUCAACUACUUUUACUUCAACUAAUUUAAAGUAAGUUUCUUCUAAGACUGGUGGCAUUACAGGGUAUAUUUCCACAUGUGUCCCCAUAUAUAUAUAUAUAACUAAAUAUAUAUAUAUAUACACGCACUGUAUAUACAGUAUACCAGUGUAUGCAAACAAUGUUUGUAAGUGUUGUAGUCUAAUGGAUUUGUAUAUUAUUGCUGACAUGGCAUGCAUUGUCCACAGCUUACACAUUUGAUUGUGUAUAUUACACCUUGACGAGUGUGUAUAGUUGAUCUUGUUCUAAUCUCUUGUACAUGAUGAUGCUGUUGUAUUUUAAUGAUGGUGCAAUAUUUGAUCUCUUGUUUUGAUACUUGUCUCUGCAGCUUUCUGACAUGAAGGAGAAAAAAACCCUUGAAAGAGUUUUUUUGUACCGUUUCUCCUCCUCGAGGUUUGAGGAUUAGAUUCUAAAGCUUCGACCCACAGACAGAUGUUUUCUAACGGACUCCACGUUUCUUCCAGCAGUUCACUAGUUUGUAGUUUUGCUCCUCUGUGCUUCCAGGACGAUACACCACGGUGGGACUGUGUCGGUGAAUGAGUCGAGUGGGCAGACACGACUGUUGUGUGUUUCUAAUGUGUGUCACGACGUGUUAGUGUGUGUUCUACAGCAGUGGCAUAUUUGACCUCGUACCAUCGUUGACUUCCUCUUUCGGAGAAUCAUUUCUUGCUCGUACGUCGGUUUUUAUUCUUUCUGUUUCCGUUCAUGUAUAAAAUAGUUUUUUUUUAGAUAAAUAUCGAGUUUUAAAAGCCAACGAGACGCACAAGUUUCCCCCCCGAUAAUCUCAAAUGACCGAAUGUGAGCGAAUCAGUUUGUGAGGAGUGGUGCACUGACCCUGACCCCCCAGUAGAGGGCAGUCCAUCCUGCCUCUCAUUGUCCAACAGGCUGAUUUCACAGAGACAAUCAGUUCAAACCUUUAUAUUCAGUAGCAUCGAGACAUUCAGCCUAUAAACCUAACUCCAGUGGUAGAUGAUGUUUAUCACGUGUGCAUUAAAGCUCAUCCUGCAUCUCACAGCCACAGAUACAGGAGGCGUCAGUCACUAGAAACCUCUCAUUCAAAAAAGGUCAGAGGUCGUUUCCCCUGACAGAACAGAACUAUGCCUUUAUUUUAAUCAGUAGAUUUACACUCAUUGAAAUGACCGUCGGCCUUUCUGCGAUCCAGUAGCUCUGCGUCCAGGUUGGACCUGAGUUGAAGCCUUUGUGUUCUUGUGCUUUAUUGGAGCAGUGUGGUGGACCUGCUGUCUGCUGCCUCGCGCCCACAGUGCAUCACGGUCGUGUGUGUGUGUGUCUGUGUUUAGUGUCUGCCGGCCGGGUUCAGUCACACAAAGAGAGUUUUGGGCCCCAGGCUCCAGGCAGGGUCGUGCUCCACCUUCCCCUGCGGAGCGGAGAGUGGACGUCCCCCCCGCUGUGUCUCCAGUGGUCUGUAAAUAAUGCUGCAAACUGCCUGGUUUUAAAAACCUGUCCCCAUGCAAGGAUCUCUAGAAGACAGAUUAACACUUAGUCUUGGACUCGGCUCCUAAAGUCACGGGAGAAAAGUGAAUUUCAUUUGUUUACAUUAUGUUUACAAUGGCACAGUUUUAAUUUGUAAGAAUAUAUAUGUAGGUAUAAACAACAUUUGCAUAUUUAUUGCCUAAGGUUAAAGGAUAUGACGUGUAUUGUGUUUUCACAUUUGGAAUAUAAUGUUACAGUUGUCACCUGUAUUACUAUCUGGAUGAUUUUGGUAAAGUAGUUGAUGAUUUCUAUGACUACUAAGUGACUGUUUUCUGUGCCUUUUUAUGGUUAGAAUGCAUGGUUAACUAUUUAUUACGAUUUGGAGUCACCGAGAUGUGUAUUUUUGUAUUCCGAAUAAAUAAAUGGUUGAGCUUUUGUUGUACAUUUGUAAGGUGCCUUAAAACAGGCUACCUAUUCAUAUCUCUCUUCUUCAAUAAAACCAAAUACAUAUGCAGUGUG